CCGGUACGGGCCGGGCAGGGCUCCUCCUCCCCGGGGGCGGCUCCGGGCGGCAGGUGGCUGCUCGAGAGCAGGAAGCUGCCACCGCUCGGCUCCUGAUCCCCCUCGCGUGCGACCGCCGUCGGGGCAGCGGAGCCGGCCUCGGCGACCCCUGGAAGACGUUAUUAUUUUGGUUCUUUUUUGCCCUUUUCUCUCCCCCCACCCCCUUUUUUUUCCCCUGACUCCUCUCCACUUGCACUUGGAAGGAUACCUCCGGUUCCCAUCGCCCUUCGGGCUCCUGUCGCAGCAGGCCAGCCCCGGACGAGCCUCCCGCCCCGCCGCCGCUCGCCGGGGGUGGCCGCGAUGAGCGCCGCUGCGCAGUCUGCGGAGCCCGACCCGCAGGACGGGACCCCCGGGCACUGCCCCGGCCCCGGUCCGGCCCGGGACGGCAGCCCGCAGGAGGAGUUUGAUUUCUCUAUCCUCUUCGACUACGACUACCUGAAGCCGAUCGAAGAAGAACCGACUCCACAUAUAACCAACAGCCCACCCUCUGGAGUUGCAUACGCUCAUGAUGUCUUGGACUGUGGCCUCAAGCCAUGCCCCCUGCCUUUUCCUAGCCUUUCUGCAGAUCCCAUGGGCAGAUAUGGACAGCCAGAUAGCAUAGGGACAGCACCUACGCACCCUGCCAGCGCCGCAGGGGCCUCUGCUCCGAGUCCUAGGAUUGAAAUUACUUCAUAUCCUGAACUGAUUAAUUCAGGGGGUCCCUUCCGCAGCAGAGACACAGAUGUUCUUUUGGUAGAACAUCAGUCAAACUCAGCUACCACUAGCCCAAGGGUUACCCUGCCUGUCCCUGGCUAUGAGGGCUACAGAGAACCACUGUGUCUGAGCCCAGCUAGUAGCGGCUCUUCUGCAAGUUUCAUUUCAGAGACAAAUUUAUCUCCUUGCACAUCACCAUGUGUUUCACCAAAUAAUGGUCCUAGUGAUGACCUUUGUCCGCAGUUUCAAAACAUCCAUACUCAUUAUUCUCCUAGAACCUCUCCAAUAAUGUCACCACGAACAAGCAUCACGGAGGAAACCUGCUUGGGACAACAUUCACCAUCACCACGUCCCAACUCAAGGUCUUCAUCACCAGGUGCAAAACGGAGGUACUCUUGCACUCAGCAGCCUUCCACCUCUCCACGACAGUCAAGGACCCCCUCUCCACAGUCCUCUCCACGCAUCUCCCUGAGGGAAGACAGCUCUACACUUACUUACACGCAGUUGUCCAGCGCUCCUCUUUCCAUGGAUGCUAUGAACAGCCUUCCUACAGAUCCUUCCUGUGGCGUUCCCACCAAAAUUUGGAAAACCAGCCCUGACCCUUCGUCAAUGCCUUCCCACAAAAACAGCAUUCCGUGCCACGUCUUUCAGACUGUUGACUUCCACGGGCCCUGCGAGCAGGAGGACAGGAGAAAUUCAGCUCCAGAAUCGAUUUUGUUGGUUCCUCCAUCCUGGACAAAGCAACUGAUGCCAGCAAUACCUAUCUGCAGCUUGCCCGUCCAGUCUCUGCCGCCCCUCGAGUGGCCGCUCUCCAGCCAGUCCGGCUCCUACGAGCUGCGCAUCGAGGUGCAGCCCAAGCCCCACCACCGCGCGCACUACGAGACAGAGGGGAGCCGCGGGGCUGUGAAGGCCCCGACUGGAGGCCAUCCUGUGGUCCAGCUUCACGGUUACAUGGAGAACAAACCCUUGGGUCUUCAGAUCUUCAUUGGGACAGCAGAUGAACGGAUACUCAAACCUCAUGCUUUCUAUCAAGUCCAUCGCAUUACAGGAAAAACUGUCACCACCACCAGCUAUGAAAAAAUUAUUGGCAACACCAAAGUUUUAGAGAUCCCACUGGAACCCAAAAACAACAUGAAAGCAACCAUUGACUGCGCGGGGAUUUUGAAGCUGAGGAACGCGGACAUUGAGCUGCGUAAGGGUGAGACGGACAUCGGCAGGAAGAACACCCGCGUCCGGCUUGUCUUCCGCGUGCACAUCCCUGAGUCCAGCGGCCGCAUCAUCUCUCUGCAGGCAGCAUCAAACCCCAUCGAGUGCUCCCAAAGAUCUGCUCAUGAACUUCCGAUGGUUGAAAGACAAGACAUUGAUAGUUGCCUCGUGUAUGGAGGGCAACAGAUGAUCCUGACAGGACAGAAUUUCACAGCAGAGUCCAAGGUGGUGUUCACAGAGAAAACGUCAGAUGGGCAGCAGAUCUGGGAAAUGGAGGCAACAGUGGAUAAAGAUAAGAGCCAGCCUAGCAUGCUCUUCGUAGAAAUACCGGAGUACCGGAACAAGCACAUCCGCACUCCUGUGAAGGUGAAUUUCUAUGUCAUCAAUGGUAAAAGAAAAAGAAGCCAACCCCAGCAUUUUACCUAUCACCCAGUACCAUCAAUCAAAACAGAGCCCAUUGAUGACUAUGAUCCAGCCCUAAUCUGCAAUACAGUACACAGUGGUCUGGGAACAGUAACACAGCCGUACUAUUCACAGCACACAAUGGUCACCGAAUCCCCUUCCUGUCUUGUGGCCACUAUGGCUCCCUGCCAGCAGUUGCGCUCGAGCCUUUCUUCUCCUGAUUCUCGAUACCAUCAGCAGAAUCCAGCUGCAGUAGUAUACCAAAGAAGCAAGAGCCUUAGCCCAAGCCAGCUGGGCUACCAACAGUCCGGUUUGAUGGCUGCACCGGUUGCUAUUUCAGAUGCCCACAGGUCAGUGCUAGUGCAUGCUGGUUCCCCAGGCCAAACUUCAGCAGUGCUCCACCACUCUCCAGGCAACCAGCAAUCUUCUCCAGUGAUUCACUACUCUCCAACCAACCAGCAGCUGAGGUGUGGAAGUCACCAGGAAUUUCAGCACAUUAUGUGCUGUGAAAAUUUUACGUCCAGUGUUGCAAGACCAAGCCAGCCCCAAGUCAGUCAAGCACAAAGAUUAAGUCCCAGUUCAUAUCCUACCGUGAUCCAGCAGCAGACAGCUUCAGGCCAGCGGGCAGCAAAAAAUGGACAACCAGUCAGCGACCAGAAAGAAGUAUUACCAGCUGGAGUCACUAUUAAGCAGGAGCAGAAUUUGGACCAGGCGUACCUGGAUGACGAGCUGAUAGAUACACACCUUAGCUGGAUACAAAACAUUAUAUGAAAAAGAAUGACUGAUCUUUGAUCCAAGCAAUCAAAAAGAAAGUUAACGAAAUUAUCAGGAAGGAAUUUUCUGGACUCCCUGCCAGAAAUCAGACAUAGAAGAAGAUUUGUGAGACAGCUUCUACCAAAUCCUUCCAUAACUGACCUCUUAGAUCCUUCCAGUGCCCCUGCAACCUCCUGCUUCCUUAACUGUUCAUCUCAAGGCACCAGUUCAAUGCAAGGAACAAUGUAUUGGCAUCAAGCUGACAGCCUUGACUAAGCAACUCGCCACCUCUCUCUGUAAACAUGGAAAAGGGCACCCUUCCUUUCGUCCAAAGAUCGCAUUGUUCUCAUGUAACAGAGCAUCUGUCUGAGGAAACACUUCAAGCCUGCUGCAAAAAUCUAGCUGUGUAUCGAUGCAUCUAUCUCAGAAUAAGGGAGAAGUAAGAUGGCACUCCUGAACGCCACGCAAAGCAGGGGAGGUUAUAUAUUAGUCUUUAUUGGGGUGGGGUGGGGAACAAGGGAAGAAAGAGUAAUAUAUUCCGUGAAGGAGCAGCAGCGCUGUGCAGCUCACUAACAGUGACUUGCCUUCCAGGUCGCAAAGCCCUUCUGAAAAAUUCUGUUGUAGGAAACUGAGGCAGCUCAAGCUCACUCUGCCUUUAUCCAGUCUGGGAGCAGAAGUUGUAUUUUCUGACCCUGAGCACCGUGAUCAGUAUUUCAAGCAGUAGAUGUCAACAGAAUCCGGGAGUUUUCUCCAUUUUUUCUUGUCAGAAUGAACAGGGAUUUGAUGGAGAAGGAUGCUCUGGAGAGCCAGUGAAAAGAGCAGUUCAGCAGCUGUUACACCUAUCUCAAGGUAAUGAAACCCACGUAAACAGAGAUGAAUGUAUAGGAGUCACAGUAAACCCAAAUAUUCUAUGACCCAUCCUCAUUUAGGCAGUGUACGAACGCAUCUUACAUAUUUUCUCCAUAAUAAAUUGCUGCUGUUUCUCCUUCUCACGCAGAGCCCGCUGUUGGCUGGUACCUUGUCUCAUAGCAGCUGUAAUGUUUAACCACACAAGCUGCAGAGGAAAAUAAUUGCAUUUCACAGAAGCUGUAUAUUCCAGAAAAAGUAUACACUUGUAGGUAGUCUGUCUCUUUGGCACUGCAAAGCUACCAGCAGCUUCUGGGAAGGUUAAAAUUCCAUGUGAGAUAGCAUGUAGUGCUUUGCUUUGUGUGUUUGAGUGCAGUGUACUGACAAAUGCUUGUCAUGAUAAGAGCUACCUGCAGCCUGCAGCCGUACAGCUGGCAAGUUCGUAACGUAUCAGUGCAUCUGUGGUGCCCCGGUGGGACGAAAGCACACCUGGAGGGGCUGAUCUCUGCAGUAAGAGGCUGCCGCACCGUGGGCAGCAGUGGUUUGUGAGUGAGGAAAGCUGCGCUGUUACGGGCACUGAGCCUGAGCUCGUUGUACAAAACACAGCAAACCUGCCCUGUUCUCAGCUGCUUCACAGCAGACUUCAGCAGUGUGCCCACGUGUCACAGCAGCCUCUGGGUCAUAUGAAUAUUGAAGACCAGCAGAGCAGCUGCCUGGUUUGUUCCCCAGUACUGCAAGAAGGAUGCUUGCACCAAUCCCAGACUUCUGCAGGAAUAAAACAGAGGCUGCGGUGCCUUCUGCAUAGUUCAGUUAUUGUUAAACAGCAUUUAUACUGCACAGCACUUCGGCUGGUUCACACACCUCAGAUGAGCUACUUUUUCAAUUGUUUUUACCUGCCAUAUUGUUGGAAUCUACCAUCCAUUAUGUGUUUUUAAUGCGUUUUAAUGGAUUUUUCAUUUUGAAAACUUGCUAAUGCCAACAGUUGCCUGUCAGAAAUUCUUUACUGCAGCUGAGCAAAAGGAGAGCCCAAACGGGUCUCUUGGCUUGGAAGUACCAGAAAUGGCCAUUUUGUUUUCCCUGAUCCAGCCUGUAAGGGUAAGACAGGAGAAAUGAAAAAGUAAAAACAAAAAUCCAUUCAGAGCAAACCAAAGUCCCCAAAUAACUGACAGAGACAUUUCUUUUGCUGGAUCUCAAAUGAAAUACGAAAGAAUGUGAGCUUCUUUCCAAGUCUGGAGCUCUUGCUGCUCUGCUGGUGGCUGUCAGUGCAGCUGGCCAUGGCCGUGCCCUCACUCACACCCCACACACCGAAUCCCCCCUCCCUGCAGCGUGAGUUGCACUACGUGUGUUUGUGCUGAUGACUGAUUUUAAUUGCCAUUUUUUGUCUCCCAGUGACCAUUUAAAUAUCUUUCUCCCCUCGUUGCUCUGAGGGAUAACCGUGUAAAGCAGACAAGAAGGCACGGAGCCUGACAGAAGGCAGCGAGCCCACAGCAGGAGCCACGCAGGCUGAGCUGAGCCCUGCAGGGCUCCUGAGCAGGAUGUGCCCUUACCUGAGCAUGAACGGGAAGGGCAGAUGCUGCUCUGGGCUGUUCUUUUUGCAGUUUGCUUUGGAGAGCAGGAGAGGGGUUUAUAUAUAUAUAUUUAAUAUAUGCUACACGUGCUUUACUCAUGCUUGCACUAGCUGUAUCUCCUCCUCCUUUUUAAAGGCAUAGAUACUAAUCUGGACGUGUGUUAGUGUAGGGGCAUAUACAUGUCUGCCUAUAUACUGUAACCACAUGAGUGUAGAUGGUUAUAUAUAUAUGUGUACACAUCCAUCUGUGCUCCUCUCUGACCACACACACCAGUCCUACAGCUGGCUGCAGCCACGCAGACCUGCUGCCACACAAAGCCAGCUGCUGGAGCGAGGGUUCCUAUGAUGUAUAUAAUAUAGACUAAAUUUUAGUGGUUUUAUUUACAGCUACGUCAGGUCAGGCUGUGCUACUCUUACCUGCUUCUACAUCAAAUUAGUUACAUAGAACAGCUUUAACCACUUUAUAUUUAUUUCUGGAGAGAAGGAGUAUCCUCAGACAUAGCGAUAUAUGUUGUUGUCUCUUUUUAAAAAGAAAACAGAUAUGUUACAGAUAUAUAGCUAGGCUGAAGAACUUCAGAAUAUGCAGUAUAAAUUAUUUCCUGUUCUCGCUGAGCAGUGUUCCUCCAGUAUUAAUACUUGUGGCAUAACACGCCUCGCUCUCUUUCUGUAGAAGCAUUAGAUUAACCUCGGAAGAGUUAAUGCCAUUCUGUGAGCAAUUUGUUCUCACUUUAUCUGGAAGAUAGCCAUAUUUGCACAUGAGGAAAUUCUGUCUUUCCUCAGUUAUCUGAAUGUUUCACCACAGUGCCUUCCUGCCAUUGUACCAAAGGCCUCCUUGUGUGCAGGGUGUACAACUCUAAUGCGUUUUCCAUCAAAGUUAUACCAUGUGAAGUACGUGGGGCUCAUUGGAACUCAAAGUUCAUCUCUUUUUUUUUUUUCUGUGCGUGUGCAUUUUUUUACUUCGUUUUUUCCAUCCGAGCUUUGGCUGCAAGUACAGGAUGAGCUUCUAUAAACGUCUGCAUCAAAUAUAUGAAUGCGUAAAAUAAAACCAUCGUUCACGAUGUGUAAACAGUCUAAGAGUGGAAUGGGAGUGGACAGAUACCAGGGAGAUGUUUUUGUGUCAGUUACGAGUGUUGGAAGCACAGUUUGCCAGGAGAGGAAUUGCUCGUGAAGAUACUUGCAAUGAAAUACGAGGUCCCGGUUUUGUUUUUCUCCGUGAGAAUAAGCAAAGUGGAAGAUCUGAGCUGCGGUGGGAUGGAGGUGUCUAAUGUACGUGUUGUUACUGGGAGAAAGAAUGUAGAAGAGCCAUGGGUUUUGCACUUGCUUUAUUUGUAUCCAUGUAAAUAUGUAUCACUUCCAUUCUUCUUGUAGGGAUACAGCAUUUUCUGAAUGUAGAAUAUUUCCAAAAACAGCACUAUGUUAUUCUCUAUUGUAUAAAAUGCUGCUGCUUGAUAACGUAUCUAAAACAGUUCUCAAACUAGCUAGCAUGUUUUUAAAAUGUAUUUUGUAAUCCGUAUCUUUACCAAAAAAAGUGUCUAUGCUUUUGGUCUGGCCAAAUAUGCAACGCCUUUUGGAUUAAGGAUCGUAUUUAUAAAGGAUGGAUCUUCAUUUGUUGAUGUGCAUUAAUUUUCUAUGCAAUUGUUGUGGAAUUGUUAUUGCCCCCAAAAGUCGUAUUUGAUCCAUUUUCCAAAGACUUCAAAGACAGCUUUAAACACUUUCAAAGCGUGUUUCUAAAUAUUUCAAUCUUUUUGUCCCCAUAUCUGUCCAAAUUGCUCUCUAAUAGAGAACAAUUAUCUGCCAGGUGGGAUUCAAGAAAAUGACUCUCAUCUUAUUUUCAGAUUUUGAAUUGAUUCACAUCUUCAUAAAGCUUACACCACAUGAAAUCACCUGGUGUUCCCAUUUACCUGCAGUUCUCUGGGUUAUUCACAUGACAUUUGGGUGAACUGCAGAUUCCCCAGAAAUUGACUGUUUUCCUCAUUGUUUACAUCACGCUGAUUCCAUCCCACAGUGCCCGCUGUGACACGGGGGUGACAACCCUUCAUUCAUCUCAGUUCAAAUGAGUAAUCCAGCUUUUUGGACGCUGGCAUCUGUCUUUCUCAUCUGCUACUUUUAUCAGUGCAGCAGGUGACAGUCGGUAGGAAUUCCUUUAACAACCACUCAGUAUCAAACCCAUCUGGUCUAAGGGCCGUUUGUUUUGCCAUUUUCCUUGUUCCUGGUAUACAGAAAUAAAUAAAUUGGGACCAAACCAGCAUCGCAGUGCAAACUGGAAGUGAAGAUGCUGACAUUCUAAUAGAUCAAAUGAGUGGAACCUGGGGAAAAAGUUUGUGUUUCUUUCCAGUAACUCACUUAAAACAGCCAAAUGGGGAAGAAAGCUCUAGAAUGGCUGAGUCACCAAAUGAAUAACGUUCCGUGUCACCAGCUGUGUGCUGGUGGGAUGAGCAGCCGUUCCUCCAGAGCUGCAAGGACUGAAGUGCUGCUGUUGUGGCAGUGCUGCCAGCCCCUGUGCACAGCAGCGUGGUGAGAGCUGGGAGGCACAGCCAGGUACCAGACAGGGGCACUGCUGUCCUGGCUGGGACCUGUGUGUGUGUGAGAUGAUGCUGUGUUCCCCUGGCUCAGGACACCCAGGUCUCCUUGCAGACACUCUCUGUGCCCAGGCAAAGCCCUGUGAGCAGAUAUACAUGUAAGAAAGCAAUCAUCUCUCAGAUCAUUCUAGCAGAUGUCUUUUCAAUCAAAUUGUUUGUUCAAAAGCCUAACUUUAAGAACUGAAAAAGAGUUCAUAUCAUUUACAUUCCUACAACAACAUGGUUAACCUCCAAUGUAAUUUUUUGCUAUCGUCUGUAAAAUAUUUUUAUAUAUUGCCUGUACUGUGGUAGUUUAGCAAUAAAUGAGAGGAUAUCAUCUGCUG
Phasianus colchicus (ring-necked pheasant) is the source of this 8408-nucleotide messenger RNA. It is a transcript of the gene NFATC2, whose product is annotated as nuclear factor of activated T cells 2. Gene Ontology annotation, biological process: calcineurin-NFAT signaling cascade; regulation of transcription by RNA polymerase II; cytokine production. The record is from RefSeq and is a predicted model, not a curated record. Gene Ontology annotation, cellular component: transcription regulator complex. Gene Ontology annotation, molecular function: RNA polymerase II cis-regulatory region sequence-specific DNA binding; transcription factor binding; DNA-binding transcription factor activity, RNA polymerase II-specific. Lineage: Eukaryota; Metazoa; Chordata; Aves; Galliformes; Phasianidae.